ACCAGCAAGACAAACAACCAUGAAAUGGCGGACGCUUUUUGGACGCCUGAAAGGUGUCGUUAUUGGGAUGAUUCACGUCCCAGCUUUGCCAGGCUCUCCCCUGGCUGGCAUGAAGAUGUCCCAAAUCAUUGACGAAGCCUGCAAGGAGGCGACCAUCUACCGCGACGCAGGACUGGACGCGGUGAUCCUGGAGAACAUGCACGACCUCCCCUACUCCUUGUCUCCGGGCCCGGAGGUGUGCGCCUGCAUGGCGUCCGUCUGCGCCGCGGUGAGGACCAUCUGCCCGGCCAUGCCUCUCGGGGUCCAGGUCCUGUCGUCCGCCAACCGCCAGGCGCUGGCGGUGGCCCUGGCUUCAGGUCUGGACUUCAUCCGGGCCGAGGGCUUCGUCUUCUCCCACGUGGCGGACGAGGGCUUCGUGGACGCUUGCGCGGGAGAGCUUUUGCGGUACCGCAGGAUGAUCGGAGCGGAGCACGUGCAGAUCUUCACUGACAUCAAGAAGAAGCACAGUUCUCACGCGCUGACCUCGGACGUCAGCACCCUGGAGACGGCUCGAGCGGCGGAGUUCUUCCUCUCAGACGGACUGGUCAUCACCGGCGCGUCCACGGGACAGGAAGCCGACCUCCAGGAGCUACGAGCUUUUUUGCUCAUUUUGCAGGAUGAGGUGGCGACUUGUCCAGGGUGUACGCUUCCUACCGCCCGAAUGCAACUGAGAUAGGCUCCAGCACCCCCGCAACCCCGAAAAAGAGACAAGCGGUAGAAAAAUGGAUGGAUUUUUGCUCAUUUUACAAGUAUUAGCAUCAAUUAUUUUGUCGUUUGGAAAAUGAUGCCCGUUAGCAUAUUAGCUUUUUUUUCAAGUCAAUUUUAUAUGCAUAAGUUACUUACAACUUAAGGCUAGCGUUACCAUGCUAGCAUUUUAAACACGUUUUUUUAAAAAGGUACACAGUGAUAUAUUUUGGUACUUAAAGGCCUACUGAAGUGAGAUUUUCUUAUUUAAACGGGGAUAGCAGGUCCAUUCUAUGUGUCAUACUUGACCAUUUCGCGAUAUUGCCAUAUUUUUGCUGAAAGGAUUUAGUAGAGAACAUCGACGAUAAAGUUCCCAACUUUUGGUCGCUAAUAAAAAAGCCUUGCCUGUACCGGAAGUAGCAGACGAUGUGCGUGUGACGUCACGGGUUGUAGGGCUCCUCACAUCUGAACAUUGUUUAUAAUCAUAGCCUCCAGCAGCAAGAGCUAUUCCGACCGAGAAAGCGACAAUUUCCCCAUUAAUUUGAGCGAGGAUGAAAUAUUUGUGGAUGAGGAAAGUUAGAGUGAGGCACUGAAAAAAAAAAAAAAAAAAAGCGACUGCUCCGAGCGGCGGCAGUUGUAGCGUUUCAGAUGUAAUUAGACACAUUUACUAGGAUAAUUCUGGAAAAUCCCUUAUCUGCUUAUUGUUUUAAUAGUGAAGUAAAGUGAAGUGAAUUAUAUUUAUAUAGCGCUUUUUCUCUCGUGACUCAAAGCGCUUUACAUGGUGAAACCCUAUAUCUAAGUUACAUUCAAACCAGUGUGUUUGGCACUGGGAGCAGGUGGGUAAAGUGUCUUGCCCAAAGACACAUCGGCAGUGACUAUGUUGGCAGAAGCGGGAAUCGAACCUGCAACCCUCAAGUUGCUGGCACGGCCACUCUACCAACCGAACUAAACCGGUUGGUAGAGUGUUUUAGUGAGAUUGUAAAGUCAUACCUGAAAGUCGGAUGGCUGCGGUGAACGCCAGUGUCUCAGAAAGAAGCCAAUGGAGGAGCCAAGAUCACAGAUGCCUUUUUGACAGCUACAAGAGGUCCCCCAUAAUCCACUGAAGUCUCCGGUAAGAGCCGACUUAAUAUCACAAUUUUCCCAUCCAAAAACUUGCUGGUUGACGUAGAGAAACAUGUUCGCUUGACCGUUCUGCGUUAACGCUUCACAACAAAGAAACACCGGCUGUGUUUCGGUUGCUAAAGGCAGCUGCAAUCCACCGCUUUCCACCAACAACAUUCUUCUUUGACGUCUCCAUUAUUAAUUGAACAAAUUGCAAAAGAUUCAGCAACACAGAUGUCCAAACUUCUGUGUAAUUAUGCGAGGGAAAGAGACGACUUUUAGCCGUGUGUGGUGCUGGGCUAAUAUGUCUGCUACAACCCGAGACGUCACAAACGUUUUCAACAAGAAACUCCGCGGGAAAUUUUAAAUUGUAAUUUAGUAAACUAAAAAGGCCUUAUUGGCAUGUGUUGCAAUGUUAAUAUUUCAUCAUUGAUAUAUAAACUAUCAGACUGCGUUAACUGUAAGCAUGCUAUUGUUAGCAUGCUACUGUUAGCAUGCUACUUGGUGCUAACUGACCUGGCAGAUUAACCAGCACCCAUCCGCCCUCCUCAGACUCCAGCAGAUCCUCCAGAACGUCAUCGCUGGCCUCGUAGUCGCCACCGCCGCCGCCGCCGAGCAGGUGGGAGAGGAUCUUGCCAAUCAUCGUCACGGCAACCUAUGAGACAGAUGUGUUCAAAUGUUUGUCCUGCUUUUUACGAUAAAAUACAUUCCAAGAACAUGAA
This is a messenger RNA of Nerophis ophidion (straightnose pipefish), 2546 nucleotides long. RefSeq lists its product as uncharacterized. The record is from RefSeq and is a predicted model, not a curated record. NCBI's taxonomy places the organism in Eukaryota, Metazoa, Chordata, Actinopteri, Syngnathiformes, Syngnathidae. The coding region runs from base 20 to 715 and encodes 231 amino acids. The transcript is spliced from 6 exons.